Molecule: messenger RNA, 264 nt
Organism: Dibothriocephalus latus
Lineage: Eukaryota; Metazoa; Platyhelminthes; Cestoda; Diphyllobothriidea; Diphyllobothriidae
Source: the annotation of a GenBank genome assembly
AUGUAUCUCGAUGAUUUACUCAUCCUGGCCGUCUUGGGUGAAACCAAUGAGCACGGCGAGGCCGUACUCUGGACGCACAAACUUCUCGAAAUCCACUAUAACCGUGAUUCCAUCAUUCGUGUCACCCUGACAACCAGCGGUCCCGUGAUCCUCAAGCCGGGCAUUUCCAUCCCCUUCUCCUACGAGGUUACCUGGGUUGAGUCCAACAUGCCCUUCGAGAGCCGCUACGACCAGUACUUGGAUGUUGACUUUUUCCAGCACAGG